CCAAGACGUCCGCAACAUGGACUCAAAGUCGCAGUCCCUGCCUGGUGCGUUUUUUGGUGGAGCCACUCGAGCCCGUAACCAUGCGCAUCGCUUUGGUCGCCUAAUAGUGGCCUGCAUCAUCGUACAAAUCAUUAUCUUCAUCUACCAUCUCACGGGCCCACCAAAGUCGCUAUCUCGCUCAUUGGGUCUGAACACGGAGCCAGAUUUCUCCCAUCUUGCCGACCACUGCGCCCACGUUUCCCCGAUACGUGCUAAUUCUUUCGUGCGGCGGCAGCAAGCGCUUGCGGAGACCCUUCAUUCGCUGAAUGCUUCAGCCUACAUUGCCGAGCCCGGCGCGAGCGCCAGUUAUUUUGCUAAUCUGUCAGAGGCGCAAUGGUUCCUUUCGGAACGACCACUGUUGCUUAUCAUCUCACCUGAGGUCGAUGCUGAAGACCAGGUGAAGGCUCGUGUCUCAAUAUUGACGCCGGCAUUCGAGGCUACUCGCGCAAAGCUGCUUUCCAUUCCAAGUGCUUCUGAUAUAUCAUUUCCAGCAUGGAGCUUUGUUGCGGACGGCCUUCAGAAGGCAUCACCAGAGUCCAAGGUGACGCUUGCGCCUGUUGAGAUCCGGCAGCUCAGGGAGAGAAAAAUCGAGGAGGAGCUCAAGAUCAUGAAAUGCGUGAAUGAGGUCACCGUUCUAGCUAUUCGUGCAGUACGCGAGAACAUAUACAUAGGUAUGCGUGUAUUCGAUGCUCGUCAGCUCAUCGUGAAGGUGCUCUCCGCUGCCGGGCUGCAAAACCCGAGCGCCUUCACAUUGUUUGGAGAAAAUGCUGCUCUUCCUCAUGGCACCGGCACGGAUCGUGUCCUGGGGGCGCACGACUUUGCUUUGAUUGAUUGCGAUGGAUCACUGCACGGUUAUCACAGCGACGUCACAAGAAUAUUCGCUCUCCCUGGCUCCACGAUCCAUGCGGCCUACCUGAGAUUAUGGCAUCUAGUGCAUUCAGCACAGGCUAAUGCGCUCAACGCCGCACGAAAUGGGACAACCACUGCCGAAACACUCGCCGCGCAAGGCUAUGCAGAGUAUCUCACGCAUAGGCUUGGUCACGGCAUCGGUCUUGAUACGGGCAUCAGGUUGGAGGACUGUUUCUACGUAGCUGAGGAUGGGAGUGCUGUUUUGCUGACCGCGGGAGUGGGUGGUGCUGCGACCAGCCCCAGCCCAUGGGACCUUUGAGUCCAUGACAUUACCGGCAGCUCUCAUUCCCCCAUAGUAUGCUGAAUGUGGCUGCGAGGAGGGCUGUGAGGAGUGCACUCGGCAGUGUUUGCGCCGUCGAUAACAUAGACUAGGCUGUAAUUGUAAUCGUGGGAAUAUACUCACUAUUGGAA
Molecule: messenger RNA, 1359 nt
Organism: Laetiporus sulphureus 93-53
Lineage: Eukaryota; Fungi; Basidiomycota; Agaricomycetes; Polyporales; Laetiporaceae
Product: Creatinase/aminopeptidase
Exons: 9
Coding region: 17-1207 (396 amino acids)
Source: RefSeq, a predicted model, not a curated record